Messenger RNA from Canis lupus familiaris (dog), 5163 nucleotides. RefSeq names its product choline O-acetyltransferase (gene CHAT). Gene Ontology annotation, biological process: neuromuscular synaptic transmission; acetylcholine biosynthetic process. Gene Ontology annotation, molecular function: choline O-acetyltransferase activity. NCBI's taxonomy places the organism in Eukaryota, Metazoa, Chordata, Mammalia, Carnivora, Canidae. The record is from RefSeq and is a predicted model, not a curated record. Gene Ontology annotation, cellular component: neuron projection; cytoplasm.
AUGCGAUACUGGUCCUGCGGAGAUAAAGAGGUGCGCGAGGCGCCACCUCGGGGCUCCUCUGUUGCCAGCAAGGAAGGAGGACCUCCAGUGAUCAACAAACAGAAUGAUGAUGAUGAUGAUGAUGAUGAUGAUGAUGAUUAUCAUUUUGAAAGGAUUUGUACCGUCCGAGCCGGGGCAGGGGGCCUGGAGGUGGGAUCGCCGCAGGCGGCGGGGGUGGGGGCGAGGACGGAGGAGCGGGAGAAACGGGGUGGGGCUGAGGGAGGGAAGAAAAAGAGACGGGAGGGAGGAGGAACAGGACGCAGGAGAAGGCAGGCGCGGCCGUCCGCUGGCAUCCAGUGGGGAGGCCGCGGGGACGGCGACGUCGGAGGCUCGACCGCGGACCGAGGCCCCCACCCCCGGACUGCUCGCGCCCCUGGAUCCCUUCCGGCCGACACUCCCGCGCCCAGUCUUGCCUGGUGCCCGGGUACGGUGGCCAACGCGGCGGAACCGGGAGCACAGCCCCCACCUGGGCUAUGCUUGCCUGGGCCAGGAGUCACCAAGAUGCCUAUACUGGAAAAAGCUCCCCAUAAGACAGCAACAAAAACUCCCAGCAGUGAGGAGGAGCCUUUGCCAAAACUUCCAGUGCCCCCACUGCAGCAGACCCUGGCCACUUAUCUGCGAUGCAUGCAGCACCUAGUACCUGAGGAGCAGUUCAGGAGGAGCCAGGCCAUCGUGCAGCAGUUUGGGGCCCCUGGUGGCCUUGGUGAGACCCUACAGCAGAAGCUCCUGGAACGACAGGAGAAGACUGCCAAUUGGGUGUCUGAAUACUGGCUGAAUGACAUGUAUCUCAAUAACCGCCUGGCCCUGCCUGUAAACUCCAGCCCAGCAGUGAUCUUUGCCCGGCAGCACUUCCAAGAUACAAGUGACCAGCUAAGGUUUGCAGCCAGCCUGAUCUCUGGUGUGCUCCACUACAAGACGAUGCUGGACAGCCACUCCAUCCCUCCUGACUGUGCUAAGGGCCAGCUGUCAGGGCAGCCACUUUGUAUGAAGCAAUACUACGGGCUUUUUUCCUCCUACCGGCUCCCCGGCCACACCCAGGACACACUGGUGGCCCAGAAGAGCAGUGUCAUGCCCGAGCCAGAGCACAUCAUCGUGGCCUGCUGUAACCAGUUCUUUGUCUUGGAUGUUGUCAUUAAUUUCCGCCGUCUCAGUGAGGGGGAUCUGUUCACUCAGUUGAGAAAGAUAGUCAAAAUGGCUUCCAACGAGGAUGAACGCUUGCCUCCAAUCGGCCUGCUGACGUCAGAAGGGAGGAGCGAGUGGGCUGAGGCCAGGACGGUCCUCGUGAAAGACUCCACCAACCGGGACGCCCUGGAUAUGAUUGAACGCUGCAUCUGCCUCGUGUGCCUGGACGCCCCAGGAGGUGUGGAUCUCAACGACACCAACAGGGCGCUCCAGCUCCUUCAUGGUGGAGGCUGCAGCAAGAAUGGGGCAAACCGCUGGUAUGACAAAUCCCUACAGUUUGUGGUGGGACGAGAUGGCACUUGUGGCGUAGUGUGUGAACACUCCCCAUUUGACGGCAUCGUCCUGGUUCAGUGCACAGAGCAUCUGCUGAAGCACAUGGUGAAGAGUGGCAAGAAGCUGGUCCGAGCCGACUCUGUCAGUGAGCUCCCGGCCCCUAGGAGGCUGCGUUGGAAAUGCUCCCCAGAAAUUCAAGGCCUCUUAGCCUCCUCGGCGGAAAAACUUCAACGAAUAGUAAAGAAUCUCGACUUCACUGUUUACAAGUUUGACAUCUUCGGGAAAACAUUCAUUAAGAAGCAGAAAUGCAGUCCUGAUGCCUUCAUCCAGGUGGCCCUCCAGCUGGCCUUCUACAGGCUCCACAGGAGACUCGUGCCCACCUAUGAGAGUGCAUCCAUCCGCCGAUUCCAGGAGGGCCGUGUGGACAACAUUCGAUCCGCGACUCCAGAGGCACUGAGUUUUGUGAAAGCCAUUACUGACCACAAAGCUGCUGUGCCCGAUUCAGAGAAGCUGCAGCUCCUAAAGGAUGCCAUCCGAGCCCAGACUGAGUACACAGUCAUGGCCAUAACAGGGAUGGCCAUCGACAACCACUUGCUGGCGCUGCGGGAGCUGGCCCGGGACACAUGCAAGGAGUUGCCUGAGAUGUUCACAGAUGAAACAUACCUGAUGAGCAACCGGUUCAUCCUCUCAACCAGCCAGGUGCCCACAACCAUGGAGAUGUUUUGCUGCUAUGGUCCUGUGGUACCCAACGGGUACGGUGCCUGUUACAACCCCCAGCCAGAGAGCAUCCUUUUCUGCAUCUCCAGUUUUCAUGGCUGCAAAGACACCUCUUCUACCAAGUUUGCAAAAGCAGUGGAAGAAAGCCUCAUUGAAAUGAGGGACCUCUGCAGUCUGCCACAGUCUACAGUGGGCAAGCCACUGGCAACAAAAGAAAAAGCUACGAGGCCCAUCCAGGGGCACCAACCUUGACUCCUGCCAUGAUGUUUCAUUUCCCCAAACCCAAUAUUCUUCAGCUGCUAGACCCUACCAAACCCCUGCUCCCAACCCUCUCCCUAGCUUUUGGUAGCUCCCCUGUCCUCAGGGCCCAACACAGAGACCACACUGAGGCAUCACGCAAAGCAGGAGUCUUGGGAGGAAAGUGUCCCUCAUUAGACAUUGAGACUAUCCUUAUUUGUCACACUGUCCUUUGGCCUGUGUACUGGGAAAUAGACCAGCCUGGCUCUGAGGCAACCUUGGUGAGAUGGGGAAGUCUACACCACCUUCCCUCCAUAGCCUCAGAAGCUUAAUGGUGGUGUUUUCUUCUCUAGCAAGAACUGAGGGUCCAGGUGAUGUUUUGCCCAAAAAAAGAAUGAGUCACCCUAUUACAUUCAAUGUACCAAUGUACCUACAUGAAUCAUGAAGAAAGAGGUUAACUCAGGUCAUUACCUCUUUUCUCUUGUGGAGGAGUAGGGAGUAUUGUUUUCAGAUUCAAAGCAGUGCAAUCAUGGCAUUCAGGGUGGCCUGCAGUGAGCCAUAUAGUGCUGUAAACACCCCAUCCCCUAUACACACACACACACACACACACACACACACACACACACACACAGAGUUAAUUUAAAAUAUAGUGACCCAGGCCCCAGAACGCAUUUCUCCUUUCGUCUCCCAGGGGCAGCCUUCCAUUGAGUUCGGAAAGUCUUGUCCUGCUAUUCUGAUAGGGGGGAAAGACUCAUCCGCCAUUACACUGGAGUAGUGCUGCUCUGCUUCGCUGGGGCCACCAGCAAGUCCUGGAUGAGUAAACAGCACAAUGCCUGCCAAGCAGCAGAGAUGGAGGAAGGAGCAGUCUGCUUCCCCAAGAAUCCUGCCACUCACAUUUUUCCUGGUUGCUUCACCACUCCCCUUCACAGGAAUCAUACCCUUACAGGUGAUCUGAUUUCUAGAGGAGAAGAGAGAGGGUUGCUUUGGGGAUUUUCUGUUGCUGUUUAUUUGUUUUGUCUUAUUCAUUCUUAAGGGAGGCUUUAAAAAAAAAACACUGUGACAUUAACUUCAGAAAACGAUCUCAGUGGCCCAAGCAUCCACCUGCAGACAGCUGGGCUCCUUUAUGUGGAGGAUGUUAUCUAGGGAUUCUAACCAAAUCUCACAUGGAGGAACACAGAGCAGGGCUCUCCCUGGCCUGGCAGUGGGUGGGUAGGUAGGGUGCAGUUAUGGAGCAGUUUGAAGAGACCGCUGGAGGGGAGCAGGGCCAGUAGGAGAGAAAGACUAUGUCCAGAGUCAGCCUUGAGAGGCAGAUCAUGCACAGAGCCAAAGUUAAGUUUGUCCUGAGAGGCUGUGAUCAUCCAGGACAUAUGAGAGGCACUCCCCAUUGCAAAAUAUUUUUAUGGUAAAUCUAAAAAGUCAAGGAAGUCAGAAAGCAACCAGAAAAUCAAAACUGCAAAUAGCUGAGGCAGUCUGUCUCUGUCCAGAGGAGGUACAGAGCUUGGCUCUCACCACACUGAGUUCUGCUGUGCAACCUACUGGGGGUUCCUGAAAAAGCCCCCUCGCCCCAUUUUCACUGUGCUCUGCAGCACUCUAAGCACUGCACUCUGGCCCAGGGACCCUGCACAUGUCCCUUUGGGCCACUGAGUAAGCUUUCUGCACUUUGACCUGUAUUGAAGGCAGGGCUGAGAUGGGGGCAGCUGGCAUUAUGACCUUUGCUCAACUCUUCGAAAACACAAACAACCCCAAGCAGUCAAUUUUUUGAGCCCUGGUUUUAGAUUGAGGAUCCCUAUUGGAUGAUCUGGAAGAUUUUGGCACUGUCUGUAGGUCCAUAGUUCUUCCACAGACAUCCACCUUCCUGCUCUCCUUGGGAAGUUGCAGACCAAGAAUCCUAGGAAUAUCUGCGGAACUACUGUCCACCUGCUGUAAGUUGACCCAAAGCCACUUGUCUGUUCUCACCAAAUGGCCACAGUACAGAUCUGAGUUCUCUUCUGGUUCCCUCCAUGGAUUUGAGGGCAGGCAGAGAGAUCUCUGAUUUGGGGGUCAGGCAACCCCAUGGAUCUUAACCAAGAGACUUAAAUGCCCAGAGACUCAAUUCCCUCUGUCAUCAGAUGGAGACAAGAAUGUUCCAAACUUGCAAGGCUUUGAGGAUUGUAGAGCACAUGUGUAAGGGGCCUUGCGCAAGCAAGUGGGCAUUCAUGUUCACUGUCAGGAAGAUGUUACCCCAGUGGGCACUGUUUGGAUGAAUUUGUUUCAGACUUUUUACACUGAUUUGAAAGAACCAAACACAUCUAUCAUUCUCUGAGCAUAGGGAAAGGAAACUGACUCUGUAUAUUCAGAUAUCAACCAUACACUGCGAGGGCUUCAAGAAGUGUAGGAUUGUGGACAUUUGGCAGGAGGGAACACCUCCUCUUUCUGAGGAAGAAUCUGGAAGCUGGUCUUCCCCCUCCAAGAACAGGUGAAUGCACUGAGUCUUUAUGCAAAGGCAAUGCUAAGCCAUGGCCAUGGGCAUCCCUCUGGGGGAUCCUGGUAAUAGAUAUUGUUCCAAGUGUCCCCAAAGAGAUGGAAAAUGAUAUCUGAAGAGAGUCACACUGGGGUUGUGAUGCAUAAUAAAAAUGCUUGUGGCCACCUUACAAUACUGCUAAGUUGCCAAAAUAUACAAAGUUGACAUUUUAGUUCUAUUUUUAUAAAAUUAUUCUAGAUUUAUGGCAAUAUAUA